CGAUGAUAUUUGGUUGAAGAUGAUGUUUACAUGUUGUUUAUAUUACGUGUUGUGUCGGCUAUAAGGGUCAAGUUAAUCAGUACAUUGUAUUUGUCAAGCAAAAUUAUGGUCGAUUUGAAAAAAGGCACAUGGUCGACAUGAAUUUCUUCGGUGGAAGGAUUGACCCACCAUAGAUUGGGAGCUGCCACUUGAGUGCUACUAGUAUCUGCUUUUCCAUCCAUAUAUGUAUAUAUAUAUAUGCUGGAACCUUGUUAUUACAUAAAAAUACAGGAAGACUUCAUUUUCUUCUUCAAUGGCAGUGUCAGAAAUCUCGCGAUGUAGUUAUCAUGUAUUCUUGAGUUUUAGAGGAGAAGAUACGCGCAAAAGUUUCACGGAUCAUCUUUACACAGCUUUGGUGCACUUAGGAAUUCAAACAUUUAGAGAUGAUGAGGAAAUCGAGAGAGGGAAUAACAUAAAAGAUGAAAUUGAAAAAGCAAUACUACACCACUCCAAAAUUUCUGUCGUUGUUUUCUCAAAGAAUUAUGCUGCAUCCACAUGGUGUCUUAACGAACUUGUAAUGAUAUUGGAGCACAAGAAAUCCUCUAAACAUAUUGUGUUGCCAGUUUUCUAUGAUGUGGAUCCAAGUCAAGUCAAGAACCAGACGGGAAGUUAUGCAGAAGCAUUUACCCAACACGAACAAAACUUGGAGUCCAUGGUACAAAGAUGGAGGAAUGCUUUAAAAGAAGUUGCGGAUAUAGGAGGCAUGGUUCUACAAGACAGGCAUGAAUCACAAUUCAUUCAAGAUAUUGUUAAAGAAGUUCAAAAUAAACUUCAUCUUAUUUCUUUGUAUGUCCCUCCUUAUUUAGUUGGAAUAGAUUCUCUCGUGACACAAAUUAAUCAAUGGUUAGAACAAGAUGGAGCAAAUAAAGUUGGCAUUGCAACUAUUUGUGGCAUUGGAGGCAUUGGGAAGACAACCAUUGCCAAAGUUGUUUACAAUCAAAACAUCCCGAGGUUUGAAGGUUAUAGUUUCCUUGCUGAUGUUAGAGAAACAAGUCAGGAUUGCAAUGGUUUAGUCCGUUUGCAAAGGCAACUUAUUUCAGAUAUCCUUAGAGGAAAAUCACAUAAAACAUACAAUAUAGAUAAUGGAAUUAACAAGAUCAAAGAAGUUGUAUGUUGUAGAAGAGUUCUUAUGGUUCUUGAUGAUGUUGAUGAAUUGGAAAAAAUAAGAAAACUAAUGGGAACUAAAAUUCCUUUUCAUCCAGGAAGUAAAAUCAUCAUAACUAGUAGGAACCGAUACCUAUUGAAUGCACAUUUUAUAAGGCAAAUGUUUGAUUUGGAAGCAUCAUGUAGUUGUGGAGGCUUAAGCAAGCAAUUUGAAGUAAAAGAAUUAGCUUUAAGUGAAUCACUACAACUUUUUAAUUGGUAUGCUUUUGGUCAUAACUUUGUGCCUGAAAGUUCAAUGGCAUAUGCAAGAAGUUUAGUGAAACACUGUGGUGGGCUUCCAUUAGCUCUUCAAGUUUUAGGCUCUUCACUAUCUAGCAAAAGUGUGAGUUCUUGGAAAAGUGCAUUGGAGAAAUUAGAAGAAAUACCUGAUAGCAAAAUUCAAAAGAUUCUAAGAAUAAGCUAUGAUUCUUUGGAAGAUGACCAUGACAAAAAUUUAUUCCUUGACAUAGUUUGUUUAUUCAUUGGGAAGGAUAGAGAUUACACGACUACAAUUCUAGAUGGUUGUAAUUUCUAUACAACAAUUGGAAUUGAAAAUCUAGUAGGCAGGUCUCUCUUAACCAUUAAUGAAAAAAACAAGCUAAUGAUGCACCAAAUGAUUAGAGAUAUGGGACGAGAAAUUAUUCGUCAAGAAUCUUUUGAUAUUGGGAAACGAAGCAGAUUGUGGCAUAAGAACGCGUUUGAUGUAAUAAGAGAAAAAAUUGGUUCCAAAACAGUUAACUGCCUCACAAUUGACCUAAAAGGAUUGCUAGAAGACAAUGUUGAUAUGGAAACUCAAGCAUUUGCGAAGAUGAAGAGACUUAAACUGCUUCAACUGGAUUAUGUAAGACUUAAAGGAGACUUCAAAGACUUUCCCAAAAGAUUAAGAUGGUUACGUUGGCAUGGGUUUUGUAUGCAAUCUUUUCCGGUGGAUUUUGAUAUCAAUGAACUAGUUGUUCUCGACAUGCGCAACAGUAAACUUAAACAAGUUUGGAAGGAUACAGAGUGCCUCCCAAAUUUAAAGAUCCUUAAUCUCAACCAUUCACAUAGCCUUCUUAAAGCCCCAAGCUUUUCAGGACUCCCUAGCCUUGAGAAGUUGAUGCUCAAAGAUUGCAUAAAUUUGGUUGAAGUUGAUCAAUCUAUUGGUGAGCUCAAGAUGCUUACUUUCUUGAACCUUAAAGAUUGCACAAGUCUUAGGAAACUUCCAAGGACAAUUGGUUCAUUAAUAUCACUUGAAGAGCUUAUUUUAUCUGGUUGUUCAAGACUUAAUGAUGUCCCCAGGGAGUUGCAUAAUAUGAAAUCAUUGAAGGUGCUUAAUUUAGAUGAAACUUCCAUAUGUCAAACAAGAUUGGGAUGGCAUUGGCUCUUACCGAGAAGAAGUAAAGAAUUGGGUUUCUCUUGGGCAUCUCUACCGUGCUCUUUGGUAAAGUUAAGCCUUGAAAGUUGCAAAUUGUCUGAUGAUGUCAUGCCCAAUGACCUUUAUAACUUAGCUUCAUUGAAAUCCUUAAAUUUAAGUAGAAACCCGAUUCAUUGCCUUCCCGAAAGCAUAAAAAAACUUACAAAACUUGAUGAACUUCUAUUGACUUCUUGCACUGAACUCCAAAUGAUUCCAAAGCUUCCAGUCUUGCCCAAUGUUUUUGAGUUCUUGACAAUAUCUCCAUUUAAAGGAUAUUGGGCAAUUCUUCCAUGCUUCUUUUCUUCCACACGAUGUGUUAUUUUUGGAUGUGAAAAAUUGACUGAGGUUGAAGAUCUAUUCAAGUUGGAACCAAUUGAAAACUUUGAAGAAGAAGAGAUUAGAAGAUUAUUCAACCUGGAUUCCAUUAGCAGAAAUCGACUGCAACUUUAUAGCUACCUAACAGACAGCAUAAUGCUUGCUACCCCACAGGUCUUGCAGGAAUGUGGUAUAACAAGCACAUUUGUUAUAGGAAGUGAAGUUCCGAUUGUGUUUAAGCAUCGCACUAACGAGAACCGAAUCUCUUUUUCUUUGCCAACACCAUCUCAUCCAGAUGAAAAGAUCCAUCGGUUCAGCUUAUGCAUUGUUUUCUCUUUAGCUAGUGAUCAAAUAUUGGAGUUUCUACCAAGUGUCCUCAUUUUCAAUGAGACCAAAAGGAUCAUGCAGAGAUAUCGCUCAAGUUUCAUCGGAAUUCCUGAGACUAAAGAUAACACAAUGUUGUGGUUGAUCCAUUGGCCAGUAACGGAUUGUGAGUUUGAAAGUGGUGACCUUGUGAGUUGCAUGGUAGUGCCUAGUCAUCUCAGCAUAAGAAAAUUUGGCGUAACUUACGAAUCACAACACAACGUUGGAUUUAAAUAUGGCUUUUCACACGUAUCAACAGGAAAUGAAGUUGCCACAAGAAAUAUGAUGAUGGGCCUAACUAAAAACUUACCCAGUUUGGAAUCUUAUGGAAAUGUUAAAGUGCAACUUUGCAGUUAUAUAGAAGAAUCAAAAGUUGUUGCUUCCCCACAGGUUCCCUUUACAAGUUUCAACUUUUAAAAAAUAUUUAUAUACUAUUUUUUAAAAUCUUAUUCUAUAACCCAAUGCUACAGGUAU
Messenger RNA from Gossypium arboreum, 3727 nucleotides. RefSeq names its product disease resistance protein RPV1-like. Gene Ontology annotation, biological process: signal transduction; defense response. The record is from RefSeq and is a predicted model, not a curated record. The coding region runs from base 293 to 3670 and encodes 1125 amino acids. The transcript has 7 exons. NCBI's taxonomy places the organism in Eukaryota, Viridiplantae, Streptophyta, Magnoliopsida, Malvales, Malvaceae. Gene Ontology annotation, molecular function: ADP binding; protein binding.